CACUGUCGCCAUCGUGCCGUCUGAGACAGGAAGUACGUCACAUUCCUUUUCCGUCGCAGCCCCGGCGCCUGAAACACGAGUGUUCACCUUUUCUGUUUUUACGGGAGCCACAGUGAAUAUAUUGGACCUAGUAAGCUGAGAAAAAUGAAACCCAUCCUGCUCCAGGGCCAUGAGAGGUCCAUCACUCAAAUAAAGUACAAUAGAGAAGGAGACCUGCUGUUCUCUGUAGCUAAAGACACGGUAGCCAACGUGUGGUACUCUGUCAACGGCGAGAGGCUUGGCACCUACAAUGGACACACAGGAGCUGUGUGGUGUGUCGACUGCGACUGGGACACUAAAAAUGUAUUGACGGGAUCAGCAGACAACAGCUGCCGACUGUGGGACUGUGAGACCGGUAAACAGCUGGCCCUGCUCAACACCAACUCUGCUGUCAGAACGUGCGGCUUCGACUUCAGCGGCAACAUCAUCAUGUUCUCCACAGACAAGCAGAUGGGUUACCAGUGUUUCCUGAACUUCUUUGACCUGAGGGAUCCACAGCAGAUUGAGGACAACCAGCCCUACCUGUCGAUACCUUGCAGCGACCACAAGAUUACCAGUGCUGUGUGGGGACCUCUGGGAGAGUUUGUCAUUGCCGGCCAUGAAAACGGAGAGUUGAACCAGUUCAGCGCCAAGUCUGGAGAUAUCCUGAAGGCGGCCAAGGAGCACACCAAGCAGAUCAAUGACAUCCAGACAUCAGUGGAUCUCACCAUGUUCAUCAGUGCCUCCAAGGACAACUCUGCCAAGCUGUUUGACUGCGCUACUCUGGAUCACAUCAAGACUUUCAAGACAGAGCGACCGGUCAACUCCGCCGCCAUCUCCCCCAUUAUGGAUCAUGUGGUGAUGGGAGGCGGUCAGGAGGCCAUGGAGGUCACCACUACCUCCACCAGGAUCGGCAAGUUUGAGGCCAGGUUCUUCCAUGCUGCCUAUGAAGAGGAGUUCGGCAGGGUCAAGGGUCAUUUCGGCCCCAUUAACUGUGUGGCAUUCCACCCUGAUGGCAAGAGUUACAGCAGUGGAGGAGAAGAUGGAUACGUAAGGAUUCAUUACUUUGACCCACAGUACUUUGACUUUGAACUGGAGGCAUAAACAGUCAGGUUCUUCAACCCCACAGCUUCAACUAACAUCACACUCAGUCAAGUUAGGAAGAAGCAACAAUGGACUAAAGUGCAUUUACAGUUUUGACCACCUCGCCUCCUUCCCUUUAUCUGAACUGAUCUGAAGUCGAAGGUACAGGUCAGAGUUGUCAGUGAUUAUUUUUGGCCCGUAUAAAUUACUACAAAUAAAGGAAAAGAGGUCAGAAGUGGUGACUGCAUCUCAGUGACGAGGAUGGUGUCUUUUUAGUCAUUUUUCUAACAUCACUUGGAAACUGUUGGUGGGAUCAGAAGUCAUUUUUAUACCCUGGAACUGCAAAGAUAUCGUGACUGGACUUUUAAGACCCACACUCCCUGAGUCUAUUUAAUCUAAUUCUACAAAUGAGUAAAAUGAGGUAUUGAUAUACUUUCUGUUGUAAGCCAUUCCAGUACAAGUCACCAUAAAACUACUUACUGAA
Molecule: messenger RNA, 1585 nt
Organism: Micropterus salmoides (largemouth bass)
Lineage: Eukaryota; Metazoa; Chordata; Actinopteri; Centrarchiformes; Centrarchidae
Gene: eif3i
Product: eukaryotic translation initiation factor 3, subunit I
Exons: 11
Coding region: 145-1122 (325 amino acids)
Biological process (GO): cytoplasmic translational initiation
Cellular component (GO): eukaryotic translation initiation factor 3 complex, eIF3m; cytoplasm
Molecular function (GO): RNA binding; translation initiation factor activity; protein binding
Source: RefSeq, a predicted model, not a curated record